AUGAGCCCCGCCAGGAAGGCGGCCGCGCGCCAUUCCUGGGGAGACCCGGGCUCCGCCCAAGGCCCCUGGUGCCGCGUGCAGGGCCCCCGCUCUGUUCAGCAGCAGACUGGCCGGCGCCCACGGCCCCGCAACCGCAGACCGGAUCAGCGUCCGGAAGCCGGCCCAGCCAGCGCCUCGCGGCUCGUGUCUGCCCAGGGGGUGCUGGACUCUUCCCGAGCCCUCUGUCCGCGGGGCCGAGGCCCGCCCCUCGUAGACCGCUGCCGCCUGCCCUGCACGGCAGUGACGGUGCUGGCCGGCCCCCCGUACCCCCCAGGCUCCGGGUUCGGGGCGGCCACCAAGGCCAUGUGCAUAGGCAUGCGGUACUGGGAGCCGGGGCAGCUGCGGACGCUGGUGGAGGUCAGCGUGGAGUGCGGCUGGAUGACCCACAGCCACCCGGCGGGCUUCCUGGGGUCCCUGUGCACCGCCCUGUUCGCCGCCUACGCGGCCCAGGGAAAGCCGCUGGAGCAGUGGGGCCGCGACAUGCUGGGGACCGUGCCGCUGGCGGAGCAGUACUGCAGGCGCGCCCUCCCGCGCCAGGAAGAGCGCCAGGAGCACUGGUUCUACUUUGAGGCUAAGUGGCAGUUUUACUUGGAGGAGAGAAAAAUCGGCGAAGGCGCGGACGGCCCAGCUGCCUUUCCCGACCACUUUGACGCCGAGGAGAGGGACAGGGCGAGUGUCCGACGGGAGGCGCGGGCGGGAGGGCGCGCCCUGUCCAGAAGCCCCAGCCCCCCUGCUGGGGACACCCCGCGCCUGCGGGCUGCGGGCUUGGCAGCCCCCACCCAGCGGAACAUGCACUAGAGUUUGAAAUUUUGAU
This is a messenger RNA of Condylura cristata (star-nosed mole), 853 nucleotides long. It is a transcript of the gene ADPRHL1, whose product is annotated as ADP-ribosylhydrolase like 1. Lineage: Eukaryota; Metazoa; Chordata; Mammalia; Eulipotyphla; Talpidae. The record is from RefSeq and is a predicted model, not a curated record. The transcript has 4 exons. Bases 1 to 837 code for a protein of 278 amino acids.